This is a messenger RNA of Meloidogyne enterolobii, 331 nucleotides long. The record is from the annotation of a GenBank genome assembly. Lineage: Eukaryota; Metazoa; Nematoda; Chromadorea; Rhabditida; Meloidogynidae.
UAAGUUUUCAUGUUUUUAUCGUUUUAAGAAACGUUCUCGUUCACCAACGCCUGAACCUGACAAACAACUUUACGAUUUGCCCCAACAAAUAGCCAAAUUGAAUGAAUAUUUGGAUGAAAUGGAUAGUCUUACUGAAAAAAUAAUUCAAAGAGAAAUUAAUCAGAAAAAUCAACAAUUAGAAGAAGAACAAAGACAGUUUAUAAAACUUUUUGGUGAUUUUUUUAGCCUUAAACGUGACCCGCCUUUUUGUUCACGCGAAACAACUCAGAAGAGAUUGAACUACUUUUACAAAGAGCUUAUUAUCUGUAUGAAAAUUUUCGCCUUUGUCUAG